Messenger RNA from Penicillium canariense, 1392 nucleotides. Its product is annotated as Monooxygenase FAD-binding. Gene Ontology annotation, molecular function: FAD binding. Bases 1 to 1392 code for a protein of 463 amino acids. The record is from RefSeq and is a predicted model, not a curated record. The transcript is spliced from 4 exons. Lineage: Eukaryota; Fungi; Ascomycota; Eurotiomycetes; Eurotiales; Aspergillaceae.
AUGAUCCACAAUAUCCCACAACCAGUGCUUGAAGAGGAGUUUACAAAGCUUGUGGAGCAAGAUUCGAACAUGAUCCUCAGAAAGGGAUUCAGUAUUCACGCCGUGCGACAGGGUGAGAAUGAGGUCGUCGCAACCGUCAAAGAAGCUCGGAGUGGAAACUUCCAUGACAUUAUCGCUCGGCACCUUAUAGCCUGCGAUGGGCAUAAGAGUAAAGUGCGCGAAAUUUUGAAUAUUCCUUCGGAGGGCGAGGCCUCAAAUCAAGUCAUGAUGACGAUACACUUCAACGCCAAUCUGCGACCAGUGGUUGGCGAGCGCGUUGGUAUGCUCUUUUGGAUUAUGGAUCCCCUUGCAGUGGGUGUGAUUAUUGGCUAUGACCUGAGUGGUACCCAAGUGCAUAUCAGCCAGAUGGAUAUCUCGAAGCGGCCUCUGGAGUGGUGGACUGAGGAGAUGUGCCGGGCGAUAAUACGCACUGCCAUUGGUCAGGAUGUACCAUUCGACAUCUUGAGCUUUCGGCCAUGGAUAUUCCGGCGACAAAUCGCAACCACCUUCCAGAAAGGAAAUGUCUUCCUCGCUGGAGAUGCAGCUCAUUCAUUCCCUCCGACUGGUGGGCUUGGGCUGAACUGUGGCCUCGCAGAUGUCCACAAUCUGGCUUACAAGGUUGCCUUGGUCCACCAGAACGCGGCGGGCCCGUCAAUUCUUUCAACUUACACAUCGGAACGCCGAAGUAUUGCGGAUGUUUACUCAAAACAGAGCGUCAAGAAUGGAAAGCAAAUCCUCGCUUUAGUGCAGAGUCUAAACACCGAAGGGGUGGAAGAUAUCACACAAGCUCGCCAGAACCUAACAGAAGCCUUGAAGAAUCCCAAGCAGCGACAGAAAGUUGAUCAAGAGAUAGAGGGACAGAAAGAACAUUUCGACAAUUCAAAGCGCCUCCUCAUGCCUCAUAUUACCGUCCAGUUCUCCCGAGGAGCUCGGGUGCCUCAUGCCUGGAUCUCGUUUACGGGUUCCAACCGACAAGGGGCAUCAAAACUCCGCCAAAAGCCAAUAGAUGUCUCGUAUGUGACAGAGCUCACUGCAGUUCAAGUCAACCGCUGUCAGUGGAGCACACUGGAUUUAUGCAAUCCAAACGCCUUCACUUUAAUUCUCGGCGAACAAGAGAGCCGGGAGAACCCGCGUACUUCGAAGGUCCAGACGCGCUUCCAAACUAUCAACAUCCAACUAAAUGUGUGGCGCCUCGGUAUAGACUUUGAUGUUGUGGAUCAGCCCUGGUUUGCGUCUGAGAUACACCGUGGAGGGCUUCUGGUGCGCCCUGAUCAGCAUAUUAUUAUGAGGAUCUCACACAGCACAAGCCGCGACAAGAUAAUCUCAUUCCUAGAUAGCCAUAUUGGCAUAUAG